AUGAGCGCCUGCCUCGCGAGCGGGCGGAGCCUCUCCAAGCUGGGGCUGGCCAUGUUUGCUGCGCUGUGCGAGACUCAGCCCCUCGCGCCAGUCACGCUCAUCAGCCCCGUCUCCAUUGGCAGCUCUUUAGCGCUCGCACUCGCAGGCUCGACGCCGGGCGGCAGCGCAGAGGCCGAGCUUUCGCGCCUCCUCGGUGCACACGAGCAGAUUGCGGAGGCCAUCGAUGGCCUGCUCAGCUCUGCUCGCGGCAACGGCUCUGGCGUUUCCCUGCGAGUGGCCAAUGGCGUGUGGGCGGGCACAGCGGUGCGGCCAAAGUUUAUCGAGAGCGCCACCCGCAUUCAUCGCGCGCAAGCGGCGCCCCUUCCGUCGAGCUACGAGCCCGUCAACAGCUGGGUUCAGUCCCGGACGGAUGGCGAGGUGCCGAAAUUGCUCUCGGGGACGCCAGACCCGCUCACUGUGUCGCUUCUUGUGAGCGCCGUGUCGUUCAAGGGCGUGUGGGCUGAGCGGUUUGAGAGGGAGAGGACGGCGGAGGGUGCCUUCUGGCCGCUCUCGCCUGGCGCGGCGACGGCCAGCCAGCCCGCGAACUUUAUGCGAAGGAAGGGCGCGGCUUGGGCCUCGCCCACGGUGGCCGCGCUCGGGGGAGCCGCGGCGCUGCGGCUCGACUAUGGCGACGCGGACGCGGUGGCGGACAGUAAAGGCGCCGGCUUUUGCGCACUGUUCGUUCUUCCCGCCGAGGCAGGCGAAGCAUCCCUAGCCGCGACCAUCGCCGCGCUGCGGACAGCGCCGUCGCCUGUCGACACGUCAGCGGCGCCUGCCGACCCUCUCUCCGCCGCCCUGUCGACAUUGCGCCGUCGCGAAGUGGACGUCUCGAUCCCACGCUUCACCGCGGAGUGGGGCGCCUCCAGCCUCAAGACUGCGCUGCGUGCCCUCGGGCUGUUGAGUGCGUUUGACGGCAGCGGCCAGUUUCUCGAGCUCAGCGACGAGCCCGACGUCCACCUGGACGAGGUGCUGCACGCAGCGAGGGUCGAGGUCAACGAGGAGGGCACAGCUGCGGCCGCCGCCACCGUGGCGGAGAUGGGCGUGCGCAGCCUGCCGCCGCGCCCCCUCGAGCUGCGCUUCAACCGGCCGUUCCUCCUGGCGGUGCUGCACGAGGAGACGGGGACGCCCCUCUUUGUAGGACGUAUCAACAGCCCACAGUUUUCGUGA
Molecule: messenger RNA, 1206 nt
Organism: Emiliania huxleyi CCMP1516
Lineage: Eukaryota; Haptophyta; Isochrysidales; Noelaerhabdaceae
Exons: 1
Coding region: 1-1206 (401 amino acids)
Molecular function (GO): serine-type endopeptidase inhibitor activity
Source: RefSeq, a predicted model, not a curated record